Alternaria rosae is the source of this 2385-nucleotide messenger RNA. RefSeq lists its product as uncharacterized. Lineage: Eukaryota; Fungi; Ascomycota; Dothideomycetes; Pleosporales; Pleosporaceae. Bases 367 to 2223 code for a protein of 618 amino acids. The record is from RefSeq and is a predicted model, not a curated record. The transcript is spliced from 2 exons.
UUACUCAUAAUGUUUGACAGAUGGCAUGCAAAAGAAGUAUGGGUCACAUGGCUGUGAACCAGGGCGAUGUACUAGCAGCAGCUAUGAGAGAGAUAUAAAAAUACGUCAGACUAGACAGGAGGUUCUCAUAAGCGUCUGCAUGCAUUGGCAGUCCUUGACAUAUCGAUGCAGUGGACGUUUCGACGCGUUCUCAGAGGAUACGCUGAAGAUGAGUUUACGCUAGUCUCAAACAGGAUUAGUACCUAGACUGCCCGCGGGAAGCCACGAUGCCUCCCCAACCGGCGUAUGCGCUCUCUUGCCGUCUUUCCAUCAUCUGUAUCCCAAUUGCACCGAAAGCACUAUAUUCAUGACUACAACCGUGUCUGAAUGGCGGAGAAACCUCCGAAAUCGCAUCUCUCAUCGACCCGAUCAACCUUUGCCCUCAUAGACCCAAGUACGUCCUUAUUCCACCGCCAGAUAGACCGCCACGCCUACCUCACCAGCGGGUUCCGUACCCACGUCGCGAUAUCAUACGUGUGGAGCGAAUGGCGAAAUAAUGCAUUGGAUAAGCUUCCGAGCUGGGCAGCGCUCCAGAAGCGGCUGGCGUCUCUUCUGGGAGAGCGUGCCUCUCCGGGCAUGAAAGCCAUCACGGGGAAGGCAACUCGCUGUUGGCUUGACUGCAUGUGCAUCGAUCAGGAGUCGAGCGAGGACAAGUCAUAUUGGAUACCGCGGAUGGACGAGAUAUACUAUGAGGCGCGUUGUACGAUUCUGCUCUUGCGAGUACCUGGUUUGGAUCUGGGCCCUGUGCUGCAAGUCAAGAGGCGCAUGCACUGCCCCUUGUCUGGACCCCUGAGGCUCAGGGACAUCGCGCAAAUGGUUCCGCAUAACUGUCUUCUGUGUCAAUCUUGCACAUCGCUGUCGGAACUUGACUCAGAGCUCGAAACGUCCGCUCUCGGUGCGCUGAAGAUCCUAUGUGACGCGACGUGGCGCGAGAGAGCCUGGAUUCUACAAGAGAUACUGCUCAGUCAGAACUACUUGCUCACUUGGGAUGAUAGUGGCGAGUGGCUCUCCCUUGCCGACACCGCUGUGAUAGCUGCGCUCCUAUACCGCCGUAAUCUAGAAGAAACAUGGCUGGACGGAUUUGCGUCCUGGUGCCGCAGAUUGUGGUAUCUUCGGCAAAACUACGACGAAGCCCAGACGUACGAACUAUGCGACGCGAAUGUGUUGCAGCUAGCUUCCACGCUCAGCGCCACGGUACCUUCGGACAAGUACUAUGCUUUGUGUGGCAUGUUACGGCUCAAGCAUAUAAAGCCAAAUCCCGAACAUAAUGCUAAUGAAGCUCUUGUGGUUAUUGUAGAUGCCCUGGUUCAAGAAGGCCGGAUGAGCUGGCUGUAUGCUGUUCCACCGUCUCUUGAAAGCUCCAUGCAACUUCAAGAUGGAGAAAUGGCACCUUUCGUUCUAACUCGGCUUGAAGAUAGCCUGAAGCCCAAUAAGAAACAUAGGGCUGCCAUUCAGUCCGAAGAGCUUACUCUUGACGCGAUCCAACUCGGGCGCAUCACUCAAGUGCUGCCACUCUCGCAGGUUUUGGAGUCAACAUUCACCCACUUACGCGAGACCCGCGAUUUUGACUUCCCCGAAAGCAUGGCGUACUGCCAUCGCGUGCCAGACAUCAUCCGAAGGCUUUCACUCGACUUAGUAGACCCUUUACUUCUUGAACCCACUUUCGGGCACAUAUGCAGAGCUCUUCAACCUUUUCAUACCGUGAAGUCGGAAGCUCGUAAGGGAUGGUUAUGCGUAAUGUUCCUCAGCUUCAUGGAUGAGCCUCUGAUCCAAGAGAUGUGCGAAGGGGCUGCGGAGGAAGACGUGCAGAUUGUUAGGUCGGCAGCCGCAUCGCUUCAGCGGCAUCUGAUGAAGAUACGGGGUUUCUUCAGUGUUUUGCUCUGGACUAAAAAAGCGGAAGGAGACAAGUCCGUAGUAGUGAGUGUAGCGGUCUCGGGUUGUCCAGUCGAUGCUCACAUCUUCUCAUUGAACGGCGAGCUCGACUCGAUGUUUGCGGCUCGUUUGCUGGAUCAAGCGAACGCCUAUGAUGAGUUUUGUGGCCCGCUAUUGUCGUUGAACGUACGUGAUACUAUCGGUCCUCGACCUUCUAGACUGUUCACGACGCAGUUCUGGCGGAAGCAAUCUUCCACUCCACACGUGAAGUCACUUCGUUUCAGAUAUAGAGGGGGCGAUGAAGUAUCGUAACAUGUUACUGUCAUUGUGUUUUUGUCAUGUAACAGAACGAGGUACAUACGAGCUCAAAGACACAAACCUCCCAGCGAUGAUGGAGAUGUCUGUCCCGUACAAGCAAUCCCAUCUAAUGGCCUUUGUUAAAAUGAUCACGCAGCUUGUCCUGGCGAUAGAACA